GCAGACAGUAUCACAGCCUACACAGACCGGACUUGUGUCAUAAUUUAGAUCACUUUAGAAAACAUGUUUGGAAAACACAACUCAAGCGGACAGAACCUUUCGCUGUCAAACACAAUCUCACCAGAGAUGGAGUUCCGGGAGAAGCUACUAAAGGUGGACCAGGUCCUGAACAGAGAUCACACAAAAGCUUUGGCCUUUCUCUGCAAAGAUAUCCUGAAAUGUGAUAUAAGCUCGGUGGAGUCCCCCAUUGACCUCUUCAAUCUUCUGGAGGAAAAAGACGUCCUCUCUGAGGAUCAGCCAUACCUACUCGCCGAUCUACUACGUGUCAUCGAACACUUUCAGUUACUGCGUGAGCUUGAUCUCAAUAGUACGAUGUCUACUACAAUAAACCCUAUCACCCCUUACAGGAAGCUGCUUUAUGAACUUUCGAAAGACAUCGGCCAAAAAGAAUUGAAAAAAAUCAAAUUUCUUUUGAGGAAUGACCUCCAACGUUCAGCACUGGAGCUGAAUGUUUCUACACUUGAAGUCUUCUUAGAAAUGGAGCGCAAGGACCUCCUGAGCAGCUCUAACCUCCUCCGGCUAGAGCAGAUACUAAAAGAUGUCCUUCCAGUGUUGGGGAAACAAAUCCAACAGUUUAAGGACUCACCAGGAAAAAUAGCCCAAGAGACGGGACUUGUUGACCUCCGACCAAGGUCCUCAUCAGAUGCCUCUCGCCGUGGAAAGGUACAGCAGCAGAUGAUGAUCCCAAUGUAUAAAGCGCUGGAGGGUGCCGAGCAAUAUCCCAUGUCGGGUCAACAGAGAGGCUUCUGCUUGAUCGUCAACAACUUUGACUUCAGCUGUUCCAAAGGACCUAAGAAUCGGGAGGGGACAGAAAUUGAUGAAGAGAGCCUGAGUCUUGUGUUCAGCUGGCUGGGCUUCCAGGUGGAGGUGGUGCAGAACGCCACCAGAGAUAAGAUGCUCUCCUCCAUGGAGGAGCUGGCCAGCAGGGACCACAGUGGGAUGGACUGCGUCGCUUGCGUCGUCCUGAGCCACGGCCUGGAGGGCGGCGUGUACGGGGUGGACGGGGGGAAGGUCCGGCUGAAGGAGCUCACAGAACUUCUGCAUGGGGUGCGGUGCCCCUCCCUGAGAGGGAAGCCCAAGCUGUUCUUCAUCCAGGCCUGCCAGGGCAACAAGAAGGAGCAGGCGGUCCCCGUCCCGGCCAACGGAACCGUCAACCCUAAGGUCCACGACCAAACUGACGGACCCAGCGGCCCUGGGGUCAACAUCCAGACCGACGGACCCAGCAGCCCUGUUGAUAUCUGCAGCGACGCCGUGGUCGCGAGUGAGUUGCUACCCAGCACGGCAGAUUUCCUGACCGCCAUGGCUACCACUCCCUCCCAUGUCUCGGUGAGAUUGAAGGAAGAAGGCUCCUGGUUCAUCCAGUCCUUGUGCCGGAACCUUGAGCAGUUGGUUCCACAGGGCCAAGACUUGGUCAGUAUCCUGACGAAGGUGAACGAUGAUGUGAGCCAGAUGUUCAAACGCAUCGGCGGAUGUCGACAGAUGCCCCAACAUUCCUCCUCUCUGCGGACGCGUGUGGUCUUCCCCGUCCCUGAAGGCCGUUUCAACCACAAAGUCACUUUCGAUGAUUUUUUAGGCGAAGAAUCAACUGUGUAGAUUUCGAACAUUAGCAGUUUUCUGGGAAAUGCUGGCGAAUCGAAAAUGUGUGCUAACGUUUUGGCGUCGAGAAGCUCCAUAAGCGCCUGCGGGGCAACUGUCAAAUGCGACCGACUGGGAACAUGCAACAACUUGCUUGUGACCUUAGAGAAUGUUCUUUGCAUUCUUGGUAAUGUUUUACCUGUACAUAUUAUGUAUGUACAGGUAAACCGUAUGUAUUUAUGUAUGUGUGUUUGUAAGUAUGAAUGUAUGUAUGUAGGUAUGGAUGAAUGUAUGUAUGUAUGUGUCCAUAUAUGUAUAUAUGUUAUAUGUACGUCAAUUAUUGAAUCCGGAAGUAAAAAUACCAUUCAUAUUCUGCAUAGAUGUUUUUGAUUAUUAGCCAUUAUGUCGUAACCAUCCAAGAUAAACUUUCCACGAGCCAAGAGAUUGUGAAAAGAUGGUAUGCUCCUGUAGAAGCCACAAGUUAGAGAAAAGUUUCAGGGAAAA
Gadus morhua (Atlantic cod) is the source of this 2139-nucleotide messenger RNA. Its product is annotated as caspase-8. The record is from RefSeq and is a predicted model, not a curated record. Bases 64 to 1653 code for a protein of 529 amino acids. The transcript has 8 exons. Gene Ontology annotation, molecular function: protein binding; cysteine-type endopeptidase activity. Gene Ontology annotation, biological process: regulation of apoptotic process; proteolysis. Lineage: Eukaryota; Metazoa; Chordata; Actinopteri; Gadiformes; Gadidae.